UCAAACAAGGGGUGGUCAAACUAAGACAAAGGGAUACAAAAUGGCAGUUCAGUGACACAGUGGUUGUUGUUAACAUGUAAGAAUUGUCAAGAAAUAUAUAACGUAGAGGGGGUAAAAAAGAAAUCGCAAUCAAAAUAGAGAACAAUGGAGUUUUGUAUUAAAAUCCUUCUGCUUCUUACUAUAAGCUGUUCAGCUAAAGUUGAGAAGAUUUUUCGGGGCGAAGAAUCACACAGUCAAGCUGCACAUGCCCCUGGGAGAUUUGUUCCACAGUACAGGCCUGAACCAGCCAGCUUUCAACCAAGGCCUGUGCAAUGGCCCGCCAGGGUCCAGACACCGAUGCAAGUUCAAAAACCUUUCCUCCAGUCAAAGCAGACCUUCAAUGAGCCUUUGACCUGGAGAUAUCCUGAAGAUCCAGUCAAAGAGGUGCAGUUGGCUAUUGAUGAGCAGAGACCGCUGCCUGUGCCUGCCAGUAGCGUUGCAGUUCAAUGUGGGGAGACUGCUGCUCGUGUGGAAGUSAAGAGAGAUCUGCUCGGUAUCGGCCAACUCAUUCACCCAGCGGAUCUUACUUUGGGAGGCUGUGCUGUCACUGGGGAGGAUACUUCCGCUCAAGUUCUGAUCUUUGUCACUGAGCUGCACGAAUGUGGCAGCACUCUGACGAUGACUGAAGAUUCACUUGUCUAUGUCUUCACACUCCGUUAUACACCAGCCACCCUGGGCAGCAGCCCCAUUGUUCGAACUAGAGAAGUGGUGGUCUGGGUUGAGUGCCACUAUCAAAGAAAGCAUGAUGUGAGCAGCGGUUCAGUGAAGCCCACCUGGAAUCCCUAUGCCUCCACUAAGGUUGCAGAKGAGCUCCUCUACUUCUCCCUGAGGCUAAUGACUGACAACUGGCAGUUGGAGAGACCCAGCAAAGAGUACGUCCUUGGAGAUAAUAUUAACUUUGAAGCUUCUGUCGUCCAGUUCUACCAUGUGCCCCUCCGAGUCUUUGUGGACAACUGUGUAGCCACAGUCAUCCCAAACACCAACACUGUCCCAAGAUAUGCCUUCAUCGAGAACCGUGGUUGUCUGGUCGACACCAAGCUGACAGGCUCCAGGUCCCAGUUCAUACCUCGCACCAUGGAUGACACACUCCAGUUCCAGAUAGAAGCCUUUAGGUUUCAUGUUGUGAACACUGGCUCACUAUACAUUACCUGCCUCCUGAAAGCCACAACUGCUUCAGCCCCUAUUGAUCAUGAGAACAAGGCUUGUUCCUUCUCGAAUGGAUGGAGCGAGGCCAGUAGGAAAGACCAGGCGUGUGGCUGCUGUGACACAGACUGUGGCUUGAGAAGGGAACCGGAUCCAGGUUUCCGGUGGGAGCAAGAAGCGUCGCUUGGUCCUCUCAACGUCAAAGAAAAGCUUCUUGACUGAUGGCCUAUUUAAUCAUUUGGAUUGACUUUCCUGCUGAAAAAAAUACAUUAUGGAUGAUUAAAAAAUAUGGAUUUGAA
Molecule: messenger RNA, 1481 nt
Organism: Salvelinus sp. IW2-2015
Lineage: Eukaryota; Metazoa; Chordata; Actinopteri; Salmoniformes; Salmonidae
Product: zona pellucida sperm-binding protein 3
Source: RefSeq, a predicted model, not a curated record